Ricinus communis (castor bean) is the source of this 2639-nucleotide messenger RNA. RefSeq lists its product as uncharacterized. The transcript is spliced from 9 exons. NCBI's taxonomy places the organism in Eukaryota, Viridiplantae, Streptophyta, Magnoliopsida, Malpighiales, Euphorbiaceae. The record is from RefSeq and is a predicted model, not a curated record. The coding region runs from base 1498 to 2388 and encodes 296 amino acids.
ACCCUCUGAGUAGAUUUUCAGAACUAUAAAAGCCAAAAGAAAAAAAAAACCAUUAAUAAUAUCCUAAGAUUUUUUUAUUUAUUUUUUUCUAUUGUUUCUUCUUUCCUUCUUCUUGAGCUUCUAUUUUCUACAAUGUCAUAGUAACCCUUACCAGCCGCAAAACCGCCUUUGUCGAAACAAAUACCAGUAAAACUCAAACUGACAAUUUAAUUUCCUGCUUCUGUACAUUCAAAAUCCUCUUUCCUUUUGAUAUAUGUAAAUAUAUCGUUAGCUCCCUCUUAAAUCUCUCUGUCACGACCUCGAUUGCAUUCUAGCUCUACUGUACAAAGAUUUAAACCCGUACGCGUUUUGAACUCAUUUAGUGGACUGAAUUGAGCUUGGUUGUUUUCUUUCUAUAAAAAUUUGGUAUACGUAUAUAUAUUAUAUUUUUAAAUCUGAGCUAUAUAUAAAGAAGAGCUUGGGAUCCCUAAAAUCGUCGAAAUUAAAAUUGGCAUUAUUCUAUAAUUUGGUAUUUUGGAGAUUCAGAAUUUCGGAGCAAGUUUGUCCGCGAAGAAGCGAAAAAGAAUUAAAGAGCUAGUCAAACAAAUGGACCGGUGUUCUUUCCUUUUGGAAGGAGGGAAGAUAAGCUUGCCGAAAUGGAAUAUAAUCAUGUAGAAUUUUAGUGAGAAGUGGGGUAUACAAUAACACUUGGGGUUCUUAUUCCUGUUACUGGUUAGUUUGUGAAGCACACAUUAUGGGGCAGAGUAUAGCACAACCAAGGAUUGCAUUUGUUAAACUUUUGAGGUUUAAAUCAUCUGAGAUUGCGGGGUUAAUACACGUUUCUCCCUGCUUUAUAUCCUAAUGUUCAACUGAGCACAAGGUUGAUGCUGGUUGUCACCAACUGUUGCUGGUUUCCAGUGAGAGUUGUGAGGUGAAUUUGGUUGACUAACAUGAAGAGAAUACAAUAUUCCUGCAUAUUUAUGCAUUCAAAUCCUUAUUGCUUUUGCAUGGUUAGAUUGUAGUUUAUUUUCUUUUCUGGAUUUCUUGUUUUCACUGAAAAGGUUAGUAUCUAAAACCUUUGUCAUAUUAUUCUGCACAGUAGUUCUAAUUUCAGGAAAAGCUGCCUCAUUCUAUCACUGCAGAAUAAAUAGAUAACUUCUAUUUCCAUAAUGCAAUCUGUGGCCUUAGCAGCAGCCUAUACUUGAGCUGAAGAGAUGCCAUCAAAUUCUUGUCAGCUGGAAUGAAGACCUUACAGAAAUCCAAAAAGCAUUACUUGAAUAUUUUAUAGCUCAGUAAAUUGAACAAAGCAUUGAUAUUGGACUACAGAGCACCCAGGAAAUACAGUCCUCAAACCAAGUUUCACAGGACUCCCAAAGUGACCAACAGAACAAUCACACUGCAGAGCCUCCUUCAGCAGACUCUGGUUCAGUAUCUGCUUCAAGCAAUGAUAGCCGAAAGGUUUCACGCCAAGAUAUUGAACUUGUCCAGAAUCUAAUAGAACGAUGCUUGCAAUUGUACAUGAAUAGAGAUGAGGUGGUCAGAACCCUCUUGACACGUGCUAGGAUAGACCCUGGGUUUACAACAUUGGUAUGGCAGAAAUUGGAAGAAGAAAAUGCUGAUUUCUUCAGGGCCUAUUACAUAAGGUUGAAACUGAAGAAGCAGAUUCUCUUAUUUAAUCAUUUGCUUGAGCAUCAAUAUCAUCUUAUGAAGUUUCCUGUACCUCCAAAGGUUCCUUUGGCCCCUAUACAAAAUGGAAUUCAUCCCAUGCCUGUCAACAAUUUGCCUAUGGGAUAUCCUGUCUUACAACAACCUCCAAUGCCAGCUCCAGGUCAGCCCCAUCUUGACUCCAUGAACUGUGGAAUAUCAAGCUGCCAUGUAGUUAACGGAGUCCCUGCACCAGAAAAUUUUCAUCCUAUUCGUAUGAAUUCUGGGAACAAUAUGGUGAUGGAGAAUAAAACAGCUGAUAUUGCUCCUGUAGUUCCACCAAGCAGUGGCAUGUCAUCUAUGUCUGAGAUGCCCGUGAGUCCUACUUCAGUGGCGUCCAGUGGUCAUUUUCCCUUUACUGCAUCAGACAUGUUAGGAAUCGGAGUUGACACAUCAGCACUUGAUACAGCAUUUACAUCUGAUGUGGCAAGCUCGGUAGGAUUACAGCUUGGACCAGAUGGUGGUGCUGGCACCUCCAGAUCUUUAGAUCAGAUUCAAUGGAAUUUCAGCCUGUCUGACCUAACAGCAGAUUUAUCAAACUUGGGAGAUUUAGGAGCUCUAGGAAACUAUCCUGGUUCUCCAUUUCUGCCAUCUGAUUCAGAAAUUUUGCUUGAUUCUCCAGAGCACGAGGACAUAGUGGAGGAAUUUUUUGUUGAUUCUGUCCCUGGACCGCCAUGCUCCCAGUCAGAUGAAGAGAAAUCCUAGGUUGAGGUGACGGCCCAUCCUUUUUCUUCUGUUCCUAAUUGUUAGGAUAGGAUGAGUUAGAUGAAUAAACUUAAAACAUUUUCUAGGAACUUUGAUGAUUAUAGAAUUGAACAUUUUGUGUCGUCCACUUGUUGAUUGUAAUUUUCAAGUUUUAGCCCCCCCAAUAAUAAUUAUAAUUAAAAGAAAAUGUAAAAUGUGCAAGUUUAUAUGUGCUUCUAUCUAUGGCAACUCAUUGCUGAUUAUUUCACUCA